AUGGUGUUGGUUGAUUGCCAUCUGAUGGAAACGUGGAUGAUGGAACUGACGGCGGAGGUCUUGCUCGAAAGAAGUCCUCCGGCAACAUCUCCCGGAGCUCCAGCAAACACCUCCCUCAACCCCCAACCCAACUCAACCCCAGAACAGCCACGUACGAUGGCAACGGCGUCUCCCUUCCCCUUCCCACGGGAAUACUCCUUCCCGCCCUUCUUCACGCGCCAGACGAACCUCACGACCCACCACGCCCAACUCGUCAAGUGGUCCGACCUCAUCCUCGCCUACUGCCGCCACCACCGCAUCUUCAAGCUCUCCCUCGGCGCCGCCAUCCCCUCCGCCUCGUCGGCCCUCCCGCACGCCCUGCCGAACCAUAACACCGCCGCGUCCUCCUCCCCGCACAACGAGCCGACGACUUUCUCUCCCGCGACCGCCGCGUCCUCCGCCGCCGCCGCCCCCGAGGAGCUCUUCCACAACAGAGCCCUGAACAAGAGGCUCUCGCUCGCCGACGCGCGCGAGGUUCUCGAGUUCAUGCGCAAAGACGGCCGCGCCGAGCCGCUACCCGCAAGCACCGACGUCUUCUGGAUCUACUGGCGCACGCCCGACGAGUGGGCCUCCGUCGUCGAGGGCUGGAUCGACGAGACGGCGCAGAAGGGCGUCGUGCUGACCCUGUAUGAGCUCACCGAGGGCGAGAGCACGAGGGGGACGGGUGAGCACCCCUGCUUUUCUUUUCUUUCGUCUUCUUUUGGUUUCCACGGCCUCGAUCCCGACCUUCUGGCGAAGGCGCUGCAGAUUCUCGUCAAGCGCGGCAAGGCCCAGAUCUUCGGACAAGAGGACUCGCAGGGUGUCAAGUUCUUCUGAUU
This is a messenger RNA of Colletotrichum destructivum, 857 nucleotides long. Its product is annotated as Putative ESCRT-II complex, Vps25 subunit, winged helix-like DNA-binding domain superfamily. The coding region runs from base 1 to 855 and encodes 284 amino acids. Gene Ontology annotation, cellular component: ESCRT II complex. The transcript is spliced from 3 exons. Lineage: Eukaryota; Fungi; Ascomycota; Sordariomycetes; Glomerellales; Glomerellaceae. Gene Ontology annotation, molecular function: structural molecule activity; protein homodimerization activity. Gene Ontology annotation, biological process: protein transport to vacuole involved in ubiquitin-dependent protein catabolic process via the multivesicular body sorting pathway. The record is from RefSeq and is a predicted model, not a curated record.